AUGACCUCCUUAAAUUCUGGUCAAACAUUACCAGAGAGGUUAGAAUACUGGGCCAAGGUACAUCCAGAUUCAGAUGCCUUCGUUUUUAUUGAUAAAGAUGGGUCAAGAACAGCAUUAACAUGUAAAGAGAUCUUUGUUCACGCUACUGACUUUGCUAAGCAUCUGAAAGGUCUUGGUUUAGAUCCUGGAGAUGUUAUUUGUAGUUUGUUGCCAGAUUCACCACAUGGUAUAAUUGCCUUUUUUGGGAUAUUGUUGGCUGGUUGUGUUGUUUUUAAUGGAAAUCUUUCUUUAAAAGAUGGUUCGUUCUUGAUACAGAAUCUGGUCAAAACCAAAUGCCGCGCUUUAAUUCUGUCCUCCGAUGUAAAUGAAGAACGUCGCUGUAUAUUUACCAAACUGUUUGAGGUACAAGAUGGGAACAAAGUUUCAUCAACAGUGUUGCCAGAUUUAACCCAUGUCGUGUUCCCUUGCAAAAACAAAAGUUUGGAAUUUCUGUGGAGGAACCUAAUCACAGAAUCUGUUGAUGACGUCAUACGACAUAAUCCGAAAGCCGAUGCAGUUAUCUUACUAUCUUCCGGGACAACUGGUAUGUCUAAGUUAAUUGUUCACCCAGGAACACUUUUCACAACUCUUUUGAAGGGAGUAUAUGGAAAGCAUACAACCAAAAUGAUGAAUUAUCUAUCACUUAGCUGGAUGCCCGGGCUUCCAUUCUUCUACCUUUCAACCGGCCAGACAAGAGUGUUCAUUGAUCAAAGCAAACCUCCACAACUCGACGGACUAAUCCAAUUAGUAUACGAAAUCAUCAUGAAUGAGAGGUGUGACAUCGUCUUAAUCGGCCUGCCAGAACUGCUCGACUUGAUCAAGAUUUUAAAAACCAAACCCGAUUUGCAGAACUGGCCACUAAAGUAUUGUCAUUUGGGUGGACGGCCUUUAUCUAAAUCAUUUGUUGAUACUGUUCUACCAUAUUUCCACUCAGUAUGCAACGCCUAUGGAACUUCAGAAACUAAUGUAGUUUCCUUCGUGCAAAUUGGAGAUGGUAGGGAAUUUGAAGAUUUUAACGCCGGGCGACCUUGUACUGGAACUGAAGUUAUAGUCAAGGAUGCAAAUAACCAAAUUUUAGCCAAGGGAAAACGUGGAAAUAUUUUUGUGAAAACCAAUUGGAUGUUUAGUCGGUACUUUGGUGAUGAGGCACUUACAAAGUCCGAAUUCGACGAAAACGGAUUUAUAAACCUCCAUGACCAAGGAUACGUGAAUGAAAAUGAAGAAUUGAUAGUGUUUGGUCGCACGGCGGAAGUGAUCGUCAGAGGCGAGGACUAUUUUCACCCUGCAUGGAUUGAAUCCAUCAUACGUUCAUGCCCCGAUGUUGAUGACGUCAUUGUUGUUCCGGUUCCGGAUGAUAUAUUGCAGAAGGAAAUAUGCGCAUGUAUAGUGCUAAUUCCGGGUUCAGAUAGCGACGACAAAAAGGUUAAAGAAUUCUGCCAAAAGAAUUUUGUUAGAGAAGACUAUUCCAGUGUAGGAGCUUGUCCAAAAUAUGUUAUUUUACUGGAUAAUAUUCCUUUAAACAGCAACAGUAAACCUGAUAGGAAAGCAGUUGAAAAGAUGGCCGUUAAAAAGUUAAAUUUGUGA
Messenger RNA from Lottia gigantea (owl limpet), 1623 nucleotides. RefSeq lists its product as hypothetical. NCBI's taxonomy places the organism in Eukaryota, Metazoa, Mollusca, Gastropoda, Lottiidae. The record is from RefSeq and is a predicted model, not a curated record. The transcript has a single exon. Bases 1 to 1623 code for a protein of 540 amino acids.